Helicoverpa armigera (cotton bollworm) is the source of this 3356-nucleotide messenger RNA. RefSeq lists its product as uncharacterized. The coding region runs from base 273 to 1430 and encodes 385 amino acids. The record is from RefSeq and is a predicted model, not a curated record. The transcript is spliced from 3 exons. Lineage: Eukaryota; Metazoa; Arthropoda; Insecta; Lepidoptera; Noctuidae.
CUCUGCUCUGUCCUCGAGAUCAAGAACAACUACGUAGUAACGCGCAGGUACUACACUAUCCAUCCACUGAAUUUGAAAUAAAAAAAUAAAGAUUGAAAACCAACAACUGUCAGCGCCCUCUCUUGGUAGGUAGGUCAUUCGCGUUUUAGUGCUCACACUAUCCGCCACGUUUUUUCGUUCCUCUCAAAUAAUUAUUAUUUUAAUUAAAAAAUCCAUCUUAUAGGUACUCGUAAGUGUUUAUUACUGUGUUAAUCAAGCUUAAAGUUACAAUUAUGCCGAAAAAGCGAUAUAGUGAUGAAGAUAUUGAGUCCUACGUAGAUCGGAAAAUGAGGAAGAUCGAAAGAAAGUUACGGAAGAGGCGAGCACACCGUCUUCGCUCAUCUUCACAGGAUUCGUUAAAAAUCUUAGACGAACCUCACAGAACCCACCCUGGUGAAGAACGCUCGUCAUCUCUCGCGCUAACUCAUCAACCUAACGAGGCCGCACAAAAUAUAGACCACCAUGUCGUGGAUGACGCCCCACUUAAUGACGUGGUCAAUAUAUCGGAGAAACCUCCAGAUUUAUCAGCUUCUAUUGUCCCUGAUACUGCAGCGGCGGCCGCGCAAGUAGCGGACAACGAUACAGUUGAGGAUUCUCUUCCUGAUGACAUUUUAGAAAUAUUAGGGGAAGCCCCCAUAAACGAUAAAAAAUUUGGCCCACCCUUGAAUUCAAAUCUAGCUAUCAGGUGGGAGCAUACAGCGACGAAUGGUCUCUCUAAGGAAGCUAGAAAACAGAUUCUUGAUAAACAUUCUAUCCCACAAAACUGCAAGAAUAUCGAUGCUCCUGCUCUCAAUCAGGAGGUAAAAGCAGCUUUAUCUGAGGUUCUCAGCAAGAAAGAUAAAGCUAUCGAAAAUAAACAGAAGCAAAUCGCAUUGAUAAUCGCUUGUGUAGGAGAUGCCCUUUCACAGAUUUUAUCCACCGAUAGUACAAACAUAUCGCUUAUUAAAUCAUUAACUGACGCCGGUAAACUAGCCUGUGACUUGCAACAUACAGAAUCCAUGAUUCGUAGGAGUUUUGUCUGUUCUUCAAUCAAAAAAGAAAUAAAAGAUCACUUGUACGAAGCAAAAAUUGAUAGCCAUCUUUUUGGUAGCCAACUGGGUGACUUGUUAAAGGCGGCAAAAGCGAUUAAUAAAACAGGUGCAGAAAUGAAGACUGUAGCACCUAUACCUGGACCGUCAAGAAGAUUAACCAAUCAGACGCAGAAUUUAAACUCGCGGCGCCCACUUCCACCCAUGAGCAGGCAGACGGGAGUUGCGGCGAGACGUUCGACAGCGCCUGCUCCGACCCGACCGGAGUACCCGCGCCAACAGCGUCGCGCCCCACCGCCGCCGCGGCCGCAGCCGAGCGCACCCUACAGGCGCUCACAGACCCACGCACCGCACCGCCGAUAGAGCCGACCUCCACCUCCACGGCUUACCCUGGCUGCAGGCAGAUUGUCAGGACGGCACUUCUAAGAAGAGGCAUCCCGACUGCUUCUAUUGAUAUAAUGUACGCUUCACUUUCCAAUAAUACCAUGAAGCAGUAUGAUACAGGUUUGAAAAGAUGGUUCCUUUUUUGCCAAUCUCACAGUGUUGAUUUAUAUGAAGCUUCUGUCCCUAAUAUCAUAUAUUUUCUUACGAAGCAAUUUAAUAACGGGGCCCAAUACGGAACUUUGAAUAGUUAUCGGUCAGCCUUAUCUUUGAUUAUUGGUUCAAGAAUCGGAACUGAUGAUAGAAUCAUACGUUUAUUUAAAGGUUUCUAUAAACUUAGACCACCACUGCCUAGAUAUAAUGAAACCUGGAAUCCGUCUAUUGUACUAAAUCAUUUGUCUCAAUGUUAUCCCAACGAUAAGUUAGAUUUAGAAUGUCUCACCAAAAAGACUGUUGCACUGAUCGCAUUAGUGACUGCUCACAGGGUUCAGACCAUCUCAAAAAUUAAUAUUAAGAAUAUCAGUGUUAAUUCAGACCACAUAUCUAUUAAGAUCCCAGAUUUGAUUAAAACUUCGCGUAUUGGCUCAACACAACCCUGUCUUCAUUUACCAUUUUUUAGCCAGCAGCCAGAAAUAUGCCCAGCAGAAGCUCUCAGAGCAUAUAUUUCGAAGACUCAGACAAUUAGAGGCGCACAAGAAAACCUUUUCAUAAGUUAUAAAAGCCCCUAUAAUUCGGUAAAUUCACAGACUUUGAGCCGCUGGAUUAAAAAUGUUUUAUGUGACAGUGGUGUUGAUACCAGUAAAUUCAAAGCCCAUUCAACUAGACAUGCAUCUACUUCAGCUGCUCUAAGAUCAGGCGUAUCCAUAGAUUUAAUUAGAAAAACAGCAGGCUGGAGUGGAUCCUCAUCAGUAUUUGCAAGGUUUUAUCAAAGACCAGUCCUAACGGAUAAUGCCAAUGAUUUUGCUGUAUCAGUUUUAGAAUCUUAAUUACCCCUUUUUAUUUCGAUAGAAGAAAUUUAUUUUUCCAGUCAAUGUAAAGAAUGCCUUUUUCUCAAUAGUACCUAUCUAAUUUAAAUUAGUAAGUAAGUAGCAUACCUACUUAUGUAAUUGCCAUAAGUAAUCAUUAAGUAUUGUAAAACAAAUAAAUAUAUAAUUAAUGAAUAAUCUGUUACAUGCUCUUUAUUUUCUUUUAUUCAGUCAUAAAAUAACAAAACCGUACAUACAUACAACGCAACUGAAUGCUUUCAAGUUCUACGUAGUUGUUCUUGAUCUCGAGGACAGAGCAGAGUGUAAUUGAUGAUUAAACGAACUUACCUGAAGUGAAGUUCAAUCCCAAUUACACGAAGGCUCUGUCCGAAGAGAUCAACACCCGCCCGAUCCCGUACUUGAACAACCAGGUGUGUUCAAUUGAUACCCAAAUGCGUUGUAAGUAUGUAAUUGUAAGUAAUUCCGUUCUCUACUUUUAACUAAAUGACCUACCUACCAAGAGAGGGCGCUGACAGUUGUUGGUUUUCAAUCUUUAUUUUUUUAUUUCAAAUUCAGUGGAUGGAUAGUGUAGUACCUGCGCGUUACUACGUAGUUGUUCUUGAUCUCUUCGGACAGAGCCUUCGUGUAAUUGGGAUUGAACUUCACUUCAGGUAAGUUCGUUUAAUCAUCAAUUAUAACAGUAGUACUUAACCAAAAUUAUAAUCUUUUAGUUCAAUAGUAAUGAAGGUCUUUUAAAAUCUAUGUAAGUAUUGAAAACAGAUGAAAACUAUUAGCACACUGACGCCUCACCAUAAGAACGUGGUAAGUAAAUGACAAAAAACAGUUGACAUAAGAUUAUCUACGGACAAUCAUUAGUGAUCAUUAGUAUCUUAAUUAUAACUAAUAAUUAAUUCUACAUUAAAUGAUAAAUAAACAUGUAUAC